AUGGAGAGGGUCAUGGAGAGGGUCAUGGAGACGGUCAUGGAGACGGUCAUGGAGACGGUCAUGGAGACGGUCAUGGAGACGGUCAUGGAGACGGUCAUGGAGACGGUCAUGGAGAGGGUCAUGGAGAGGGUCAUGGAGACGGUCAUGGAGAGGGUCAUGGAGAGGGUCAUGGAGAGGGUCAUGGAGAGGGUCAUGGAGAGGGUCAUGGAGAGGGUCAUGGAGACGGUCAUGGAGACGGUCAUGGAGACGGUCAUGGAGAGGGUCAUGGAGAGGGUCAUGGAGACGGUCAUGGAGACGGUCAUGGAGACGGUCAUGGAGACGGUCAUGGAGACGGUCAUGGAGACGGUCAUGGAGACUGUCAUGGAGACGGUCAUGGAGACGGUCAUGGAGAGGGUCAUGGAGACGGUCAUGGAGAGGGUCAUGGAGACGGUCAUGGAGAGGGUCAUGGAGAGGGUCAUGGAGAGGGUCAUGGAGAGGGUCAUGGAGAGGGUCAUGGAGACGGUCAUGGAGACGGUCAUGGAGACGGUCAUGGAGACGGUCAUGGAGACGGUCAUGGAGAGGGUCAUGGAGAGGGUCAUGGAGAGGGUCAUGGAGACGGUCAUGGAGACGGUCAUGGAGACGGUCAUGGAGACGGUCAUGGAGACGGUCAUGGAGACGGUCAUGGAGACGGUCAUGGAGAAGGGCAUGGAGACGGUCAUGGAGACGGUCAUGGAGACGGUCAUGGAGACGGUCAUGGAGACGGUCAUGGAGACGGUCAUGGAGACGGUCAUGGAGACGGUCAUGGAGACGGUCAUGGAGACGGUCAUGGAGACGGUCAUGGAGACGGUCAUGGAGACGGUCAUGGAGAGGGUCAUGGAGACGGUCAUGGAGACGGUCAUGGAGACGGUCAUGGAGACGGUCAUGGAGACGGUCAUGGAGACGGUCAUGGAGACGGUCAUGGAGACGGUCAUGGAGACGGUCAUGGAGAGGGUCAUGGGAGACGGUCAUGGAGACGGUCAUGGAGACAUGGAGACGGUCAUGGAGACGGUCAUGGAGAGGGUCAUGGAGACGGUCAUGGAGAUGGGGUCAUGGAGAGGGUCAUGGAGAGGUCAUGGAGAGGGUCAUGGAGAGGGUCAUGGAGAGGGUCAUGGAGAGGGUCAUGGAGACGGUCAUGGAGACGGUCAUGGAGACGGUCAUGGAGACGGUCAUGGAGACGGUCAUGGAGAGGUCAUGGAGAGGGUCAUGGAGAGGGUCAUGGAGAGGGUCAUGGAGACGGUCAUGGAGACGGUCAUGGAGACGGUCAUGGAGACGGUCAUGGAGACGGUCAUGGAGACGGUCAUGGAGACGGUCAUGGAGACGGUCAUGGAGACGGUCAUGGAGACGGUCAUGGAGACGGUCAUGGAGACGGUCAUGGAGACGGUCAUGGAGACGGUCAUGGAGACGAGGGUCAUGGAGACGGUCAUGGAGACGGUCAUGGAGACGGUCAUGGAGACGGUCAUGGAGACGGUCAUGGAGACGGUCAUGGAGACGGUCAUGGAGACGGUCAUGGAGACGGUCAUGGAGAGGGUCAUGGAGACGGUCAUGGAGACGGUCAUGGAGACGGUCAUGGAGACGGUCAUGGAGAGGGUCAUGGAGAGGGUCAUGGAGACGGUCAUGGAGACGGUCAUGGAGACGGUCAUGGAGACGGUCAUGGAGACGGUCAUGGAGACGGUCAUGGAGACGGUCAUGGAGAAGGGCAUGGAGACGGUCAUGGAGACGGUCAUGGAGAGGGUCAUGGAGACGGUCAUGGAGAGGGUCAUGGAGAGGGUCAUGGAGACGGUCAUGGAGACGGUCAUGGAGACGGUCAUGGAGACGGUCAUGGAGACGGUCAUGGAGAGGGUCAUGGAGACGGUCAUGGAGACGGUCAUGGAGAGGGUCAUGGAGAAGGGCAUGGAGACGGUCAUGGAGAGGGUCAUGGAGAGGGUCAUGGAGAGGGUCAUGGAGAAGGUCAUGGAGAAGGGCAUGGAGAGGGUCAUGGAGACGGUCAUGGAGAGGGUCAUGGAGAGGGUCAUGGAGAAGGUCAUGGAGACGGUCAUGGAGAGGGUCAUGGAGAGGGUCAUGGAGAAGGUCAUGGAGAGGGUCAUGGAGAGGGUCAUGGAGACGGUCAUGGAGACGGUCAUGGAGAGGGUCAUGGAGAGGGUCAUGGAGAAGGUCAUGAAGACGGUCAUGGAGAGGGUCAUGGAGAGGGUCAUGGAGAAGGUCAUGGAGAGGGUCAUGGAGAGGGUCAUGGAGACGGUCAUGGAGACGGUCAUGGAGAGGGUCAUGGAGAGGGUCAUGGAGAAGGUCAUGAAGACGGUCAUGGAGAGGGUCAUGGAGAGGGUCAUGGAGAAGGUCAUGGAGAAGGGCAUGGAGAGGGUCAUGGAGACGGUCAUGGAGAGGGUCAUGGAGAGGGUCAUGGAGAAGGUCAUGGAGACGGUCAUGGAGAGGGUCAUGGAGAGGGUCAUGGAGAAGGUCAUGGAGAGGGUCAUGGAGAGGGUCAUGGAGACGGUCAUGGAGACGGUCAUGGAGAGGGUCAUGGAGAGGGUCAUGGAGAAGGUCAUGAAGACGGUCAUGGAGAGGGUCAUGGAGAGGGUCAUGGAGAAGGUCAUGGAGAGGGUCAUGGAGAGGGUCAUGGAGAGGGUCAUGGAGAAGGUCAUGGAGAAGGGCAUGGAGAGGGUCAUGGAGACGGUCAUGGAGAGGGUCAUGGAGAGGGUCAUGGAGAAGGUCAUGGAGAGGGUCAUGGAGAGGGUCAUGGAGAGGGUCAUGGAGAAGGUCAUGGAGAGGGUCAUGGAGAGGGUCAUGGAGACGGUCAUGGAGACGGUCAUGGAGAGGGUCAUGGAGAGGGUCAUGGAGAAGGUCAUGAAGACGGUCAUGGAGAGGGUCAUGGAGAGGGUCAUGGAGAAGGUCAUGGAGAGGGUCAUGGAGAGGGUCAUGGAGACGGUCAUGGAGACGGUCAUGGAGAGGGUCAUGGAGAGGGUCAUGGAGAAGGUCAUGGAGACGGUCAUGGAGAGGGUCAUGGAGAGGGUCAUGGAGAAGGUCAUGGAGAAGGGCAUGGAGAGGGUCAUGGAGACGGUCAUGGAGAGGGUCAUGGAGAGGGUCAUGGAGAAGGUCAUGGAGACGGUCAUGGAGAGGGUCAUGGAGAGGGUCAUGGAGAAGGUCAUGGAGAGGGUCAUGGAGAGGGUCAUGGAGACGGUCAUGGAGACGGUCAUGGAGAGGGUCAUGGAGAGGGUCAUGGAGAGGGUCAUGGAGAGGGUCAUGGAGAAGGUCAUGAAGACGGUCAUGGAGAGGGUCAUGGAGAGGGUCAUGGAGAAGGUCAUGGAGAGGGUCAUGGAGAGGGUCAUGGAGAACACAUUCAGAGGUGGAUCUUACCCGAACACAGCUGCUCGAUCUUGGUGUAGGUGA
Knipowitschia caucasica is the source of this 3399-nucleotide messenger RNA. NCBI's taxonomy places the organism in Eukaryota, Metazoa, Chordata, Actinopteri, Gobiiformes, Gobiidae. The record is from the annotation of a GenBank genome assembly.